AUGGUCCAAAGUUUAGUUCAGAAACGAGUCCAGCAUCUGAUUGAAGGAGGUUUGAAAGUCCUUGCACUUGAUUUCGACCUUACAAUAUGCUCAAUUCAUACGAGAGGGGUUUACAUGGGCACAGAAGAGGACUUAAAGAGUUUGCUGCAUCCUGACAUGAUUGAGCUAAUACAGGCUGCAUCACCACGUCUCCAAGUUGCUGUUACCACUUUCUCAAGACAAACUCAACUUAUUAGUAAUCUUAUGAAGCGGAUAUCUCCUAAAAACACUAUUAUUGUUCGGGGCGACUUCAGCUGUGAGACUAAUAACAAAGCAAUUAUAAACGAAGGUAAACAAACCCACCUUCACUCGGUACUAGAAGAGUUGGAUGAGAGGGUUGGAGAGAGGUACCAGCUAGAUCAGAUACUACUUGUAGACGAUCAGGGAGAUAAUGUCCGUACUGCCGUCAAUAAUGGCAGUUAUGGGCUUGUGUUUCACGGACCGGACUGCUUAUCUGCUUUUGACAACCCCUUACCAAGUCGACCAAAGUUGCUGACAUGCGAAUGUCACGACAUCUGAUCAAACUUUCUGGACACCCUUCAAUCACUCUUUCUUUAGUUGAAGAACACAGCUCUAAAGUUCCAGCCAAACGUGAGCUCCCGGAGUUAUAGAUGAGAAUAAUUGGAUGAGUUCAUUCCUUGGUCCGCGCCCCCUUGGACACUAUUAUAUUUGUACUAUUAUAUUUCUUAUAGAGAUUAUUGAUUUGUAGAUAAGUAGACCAUUAUUAUCCUAAUACAAAAAUCUCUUGACAAUCGACAGCCUCUGCAGUCUGUAACUUAUUUCUUGCAGAGUGAACAGUGGAAUGGACUUCAUUUCACUUAUAACUAACCGUACAUUUCGUUGCAUCUAACUGUUCCCGAUACAUCUAAAAACAUUUUGCUAGUCUAAGCUGUACUCUGGUUGAACGUUAACUAAAUACCAUUUGUUUUUCCAGUUUUCUAUUAAAAGCUCUUGCUGAGACCUCCAAUGGCCCGCUGUAUAGUUAAAUUAUAGUUUUCAAUUGAAGAGUCUGCCCUUUUACUGACGUUAUUUGUUAGAUUAAGUUAUUUGCUUUGAAAUAAAUUUAGUGAAUUACAAAAAGGCAAUUUGUUGGGUUUGAGCGUCAACAAAACAAAAAACUAUAUUAAUAAUUAAUAAAAGACGCAAAAACCGUUUUAGUUUUUUCUCCUGAACUGGAAAUUCUACCUGCAUGAUUUUGUAUAUAAAAUAUACCUUAAAUUGAAGUUCCCGAAAACUUAAUACCGAACUUAGCUUAAGUAAGUCUUUGAAGAACAAUCCUUCAAUACAAUUAUAGUUAUUGGAAUACUGUUGGCAGUUAUUUGGAAACUUAAACUCAUUGUCUGAUGUAUUAGAUACAAUUGAGUAACGACUUAUUGUGAUUCAAUGGUUUUUAUCAAUCAUACAAUAAUUCUUUUAAAUGUCUCCAAUAAUUCUCUUUCCUUUCGAAACGACAACAGGCUCUCCGCGUUAAAGUGCUGCGGUAUAUUUGGUUUAUUUAUUACACGUGUUACUGAUGUCUAACAAGAUUUAUUUCAUAAUUUAUGUUUAACUGUUGUGUACAAGCCACAUCUUUAAUUGUGUAUUAAUUUAUUGGAGGGUUUUAAGAACUUUUGUUUGAGCGUUUAGAUGAAGGUGACUGUUUUUGUCCUGGUUCACUCGAGGAGUGUUGUUUGUUGGGCAGCCGUCAUAUAUUGCGGAUCUUACGGUUCUACGUUUUUUUGUUUUGAAAAUGUUUUGUUCAAUUCAGUCUUUAAAUUAUCAUAAUUCAA
Bolinopsis microptera is the source of this 1808-nucleotide messenger RNA. RefSeq lists its product as uncharacterized. The transcript has 4 exons. NCBI's taxonomy places the organism in Eukaryota, Metazoa, Ctenophora, Tentaculata, Lobata, Bolinopsidae. The record is from RefSeq and is a predicted model, not a curated record. Bases 1 to 558 code for a protein of 185 amino acids.